Messenger RNA from Magallana angulata, 2097 nucleotides. RefSeq lists its product as uncharacterized. Bases 187 to 1143 code for a protein of 318 amino acids. The record is from RefSeq and is a predicted model, not a curated record. The transcript is spliced from 4 exons. NCBI's taxonomy places the organism in Eukaryota, Metazoa, Mollusca, Bivalvia, Ostreida, Ostreidae.
UUCCAGCGAUCGAUCUUCCAGCUCAUAUCCUCAUUCAUCGGUUUUGGAUGAAAGACAGAGUGUAGCCUCAGACAAUUCAAUAGAUACAGCAGUUGCGCUAGAUUAUCAAAAUGAAAUGUUCGAUGUUGGAUCACAAAAAAAAAGAGAGAGGCUGUAGUGAUACCACAAAAUGAGGAAAACAUAUACAUGAACGAGCUACCGUAUGAUGAAAUAGAAGUACAACUGAGAAAACCACUUAAUGACACCUCUAUGGAAAUAACCGAGAAGUUCCGUGAGUUUGAUACGGAAAUCCGAAUAACAGGAAUGACUUUGUUGGAUGAUACAAUAAUGAUAACAAGCCGAAGUGCGGGGUUGUGUGCAGGGUAUGAGCUUUCUGGACAACGGAAAUGGACAAUAACUGAUAAAUUGAACGGUCCUUUCGAUUUGGAUUCAUAUCGAUCUGACAAUGGGGAACAAUUAUUAUUCAUCACAGACCCUGGCAAAACAGAUGAUUCCAAAAGCACAGUGAUGGUUUACUUGCGGAAGAAGACCGACAGAUACACACAUUUAACCCGGUUUACGAAUGAGUGUGUACAACCCCGAGGUGUGUGUGUGUAUGCUGGAAAAGUGUACGUAUGUGAGCCCCAAAGUCAUAGAAUGACAGAGUAUCAGAUAUGUAAAGACUUCAAAGGGAAAAUAGUCAAAAUAUACAAAGAACAAAAUGUUCUCAAAGAACCUAUGUAUGUAUCAGCUCAAAUUCUAAGCGGCAAGAUAUUUUUGAUAAUCUCAGACAAAGAGAUGGGUUUGAAGCGACUGGAAAAGGGGGAAAGUGGUUCAGACAGUCCUGGUUGGGCAGUCAGCAACGAAAAAUCUUUUACACCAUCAAAAUGUGCCAUUACCAAACAGGAAGGGAGUCGUGAGGUAUUUGUUGGUAACAGCGCUGGCAGAAAGAUCCACCUUGUCAAUUUUAAGCCCAGACAAAUAAGCCACAGAGAAUACAGUAUGGAGGAUGUCAGCAAACCUGUGGCUAUAUCUGUUGAUAAGCAAGGACGGAUUGUAGUGGCUUGUAUGGACGGGACUGUCUUGUUAUAUGAAGUUAAAGAAGCUGUAGAGAUGAAAAGACUUUCAAAUUCUAUAAAGGAAAAAAGUAAUUAUGAUGUGUAACAAACAAAACACUCACUCUACUUGCUUUUUUAAACAUGUACAUUAAAAGCUCUUCAUGUCAAGACGAUGUACACACAUUUACCUUAUGUUCACCUCACCCAACUAAAUUGGCAAAACGUUUAUACUCAUAUCAUUUAUCUGCAAGUUUAAAUAUUGGUUCCAAGAUUAUGAUUGAUCCACUAUUCUAUAACAACAACAACAACAAAACUCAUGAAAAUGUUUACCUUGGUAAAUAGUAUACUAGUAAUUCGAAAAUAAUGACAAAAAAUAAUGUGAAAUUUUCAACAUUAUAUUUAACCAAUAUGUACGUGAUAUCUAGCAACGGGCAAUGUGUCGGUCGCAACAAGAGGUCAAGGUUGCUACAUCGUUCUUAACCUCACAAAAUCUAAGUGAAAGUACAUUUUCUUUCAUUUCUGGCAAUGUUUUUAUACCUUCCAGACUCAACUGCUAAUUAAUGAGAUUCUAAUCUAUACUUUGUAAUGCAUCUUCUAAAUUUCUUAGGUAUAGGUUUGAGUAAAUAAGACUGCAUGCAAAAAUUAUCUAUCAAAUGUGAAAAAAUAUAACAUUUUGGAGAGUUAUUGAUAACUGCAUCCAAUUCCUGACAAUGAACAUAUAUUAUUCUUUUCUUUAUAAUUUGAAAAUGUUUUUGGAACACAAGGUAUUCUUGGUGUUCUCAUAAUUCACCAAGACCAAUACUAUACAAUUCUGAUCUAAUAAAUGCUGCCCAAUUGGAGCAUGACCUUUUGGCUUUACAGUCUAUGGUAAGAUUUACAUAACAGGAUUUUGAUAAACAGUUUGUGGUUCCAAGUAGUUUAAACCAGUACUUAAUCGUUCUAAUAAUUCUCACACACCUUAAUGGGAGACAUCCCAAUUCAAUGUAAACCAUAGCAUUAUUACAAUUUGAUUUCACUCCUAAUAAACGCUUACAAAACUUCAUAAAAACUUUGUCAAUAU